UCAAACCAGAGACUCUUAGGAGGUCUGUUGGGUCAGACAGAGAGCAGUCCAGAAAUCAUCCAGAGAGUUAUCAACAAACUGAAGGUGAUUAGCUGUCAGGGCAAAUGCCCUGACAGAUGCAUAAAUAUUCUCCACUGUCUCCUAGAGAAUAAUGAUCUCUCAGUACUUCAAGAGAUGCAAGACUUUCUAAAGUCAGACAACAAAUCAGAAACGGAACUCUCUGGAAUCCAGUGCUCGGCCCUGGCAUACAUACUGCAGAUGUCAGAGGAGGUUUUGGAUGAGUUGGAUCUGGCGAAGUACAAAACAUCAGAGGAUGGACGAUGGAGACUAGUUCCAGCUAUCGUAAACUUCAGAAAGGCUAGACUUCAUGAUGUUUUUGUCUUUGGGGGUAGCAUUGGAUCUCUGGCCAUAGCACUCACUGCCAAUCCCUCACAUCUGACUGAGCUGCACCUGAGUUCAGUCAGCCUGGGGGAAUAUGCAGAAGAUCUUUUUACUCAUCUGGGACAUCCAAACUGUAGACUGGAGACACUCAGAAUUGAGAACAGUACUUUGUCAGAGAACAACUGUGCUGCUCUGCUCAGUGCUCUGAAGUCCAACCCCCCCUAUCUGAAACAUCUGGAUCUAAUAAGAUGCAACCUGGAGGGCUCAGGGAUGAAACAGCUGUAUGAUUACCUGGAGAGUCCACACUGUAAAAUACAGUUUAAAAGAGUGACUUCGGUUUAGAUAUUGCACUGUGAUCGAGAUAAUUCUGCAGUGAUGACUGCAGUGGUUUUAUUCAGACUUCUUGAAUCUGUUCCAGAAGGUACAAAGACACAAUGACCGUGUGUCCUUAACUCCAAUGUCAAGCUUUGGUUUAUGGAUGAGGGCUUUGAAAACUGCUGAACUUCUCUUCAGUGGAUGGAGUACAGGAUUGACGUGAAACACCUCGUCCUCGGAGUGUGCUGAGGUCAUUUCCACUUCAGCUACUGCUGUAUGCCUUUACUUCCUUGAUGCCCCCAGUGAGUGUGUCAGUACUGGAAUGUUGACUUUCCUACACUCUGAGACAUUCAGCUCACUCAGCUAAAGGACACGUUGUAUUCAGUUUUGAUUUGUUACAGAGCAGAAUCUUCUGAAACAGGUUUCAUUGUCCUCAUUUCACACCCACCAACCCACUGAGGAGACAACAGUUAGAAUGCAGACUCAAAACACAGAGAUGUUGUCAUUU
Molecule: messenger RNA, 1204 nt
Organism: Oreochromis niloticus (Nile tilapia)
Lineage: Eukaryota; Metazoa; Chordata; Actinopteri; Cichliformes; Cichlidae
Product: NACHT, LRR and PYD domains-containing protein 12-like
Exons: 5
Coding region: 175-723 (182 amino acids)
Source: RefSeq, a predicted model, not a curated record